Protobothrops mucrosquamatus (brown spotted pit viper) is the source of this 948-nucleotide messenger RNA. RefSeq names its product cytochrome P450 2K6-like. The transcript is spliced from 7 exons. The record is from RefSeq and is a predicted model, not a curated record. Lineage: Eukaryota; Metazoa; Chordata; Lepidosauria; Squamata; Viperidae. Gene Ontology annotation, cellular component: intracellular membrane-bounded organelle; cytoplasm. Gene Ontology annotation, molecular function: oxidoreductase activity, acting on paired donors, with incorporation or reduction of molecular oxygen, reduced flavin or flavoprotein as one donor, and incorporation of one atom of oxygen; heme binding; iron ion binding. Bases 1 to 948 code for a protein of 315 amino acids. Gene Ontology annotation, biological process: xenobiotic metabolic process.
AUGGAUUGGACUGGAACAAUUUUAAUAUUAUUAAUAUUUCUUCUUGCAAUUAUGUUCCUUUUGAAAAAGGGCAGUUCCUGGAAUAACAACUCCCCCAAUCUCCCUCCGGGACCCAGGACCAUACCUAUUUUGGGAAAUCUGCACAUGAUGGAUCUGAAGAGGCCUCACAGAACAAUGAUAGAGUGGUCAAAAGAAUAUGGUCCCAUUUUCCGCAUCAAACUGGGACUCCAGGAGAUGGUGGUGCUGACUGGCUAUGAGACGGUCAAAGAAGCUCUAGUGAACCAGGCUGAUGCAUUUGCAGAUAGGCCCUUUGUUCCCAUUUUUGAAGAUGUAACAAAAGGGUUUGGUCUUGCAUUUGCUCGUGGUGAGCACUGGAAAGUGAUGCGACGGUUUACAUUAUCCACAUUACGGGACUACGGAAUGGGCAAGAGGACCAUUGAAGACAAAAUCACAGAAGAGUGUAGUGUCUUAACGAAGACAAUGGAGACUUAUGCAGGAAAACCCUUUGACGUCAAAAGAAUUUUGACUGCUGCUGUUUCCAACAUCAUUGUUUCUAUUCUACUUGGGAAACGCUAUGAAUAUGAAGAUGCCACAUUUCUAAGAUUGCUAUUUGCUAUAAGUGGCACGUACAUCAUUCCCUUGCUGACUUCUGUGCUCCAUGAUGAAUCUCAGUGGGAGAAACCUCACGACUUCUAUCCUGGGCAUUUUCUUGACUCUGAAGGAAAAUUUGUGAAAAGGGAUGCAUUCAUGCCAUUUUCCGCAGGUCGGAGAGUAUGUGCAGGUGAGAACCUUGCCAAAAUGGAGCUCUUCCUCUUCUUCACCAGCCUCUUGCAGAAAUUUACCUUCCAGCCACCCCCGGGAACAUCUAAAGAUGACCUGGAUCUGACUCCUUGUGUUGGACUUAUUUCCUCUCCCAUGCCAUACAAGACCUGUGCUGUGUUACGUUGA